Messenger RNA from Manihot esculenta (cassava), 1229 nucleotides. Its product is annotated as peroxidase 47. The record is from RefSeq and is a predicted model, not a curated record. The transcript has 4 exons. NCBI's taxonomy places the organism in Eukaryota, Viridiplantae, Streptophyta, Magnoliopsida, Malpighiales, Euphorbiaceae. Gene Ontology annotation, molecular function: peroxidase activity; heme binding. Gene Ontology annotation, biological process: response to oxidative stress; hydrogen peroxide catabolic process. Bases 112 to 1068 code for a protein of 318 amino acids.
UACUCUCUCUUCAAUCCACCAAUCUAUAUAUGCACACCUAGUUUAAGCACUUAGUAUCUUCCUUUUUUUUCUUGUCAAUAUUGGAUUUGGUUGCUGAAAUCUUCUAUAGAUAUGGCAAAGAUGGUCAUGUCUAAUAUUGUUGGUAUGCUUUUAUUCAUGGAAAUGAUAGUGAGUGGUUUUAGAUUUGGAGUGGAUGGGCUGAGCAUGGACUACUACCUCAUGCGUUGCCCAUUUGCGGAGCAAAUUGUGAAGAACAUAGUUUCAAGAGCUUUGCAAGAUGAUCCUACACUAGCAGCUGGCCUCGUUAGAAUGCAUUUUCACGACUGCUUUAUAGAAGGAUGUGAUGCGUCUAUCCUCAUCGAUUCAACGAAGGAUAACACAGCAGAGAAGGAUUCCCCAGCAAAUCUGAGCUUGAGAGGCUAUGAAGUAAUUGAUGAGGCAAAGGAGGAAAUUGAAAAUCAAUGCCCAGGCGUAGUUUCAUGUGCUGAUAUAGUUGCAAUGGCUGCUAGAGAUGCCGUUUUCUUUGCAGGUGGUCCAGUAUAUGACAUACCAAAAGGAAGAAAGGAUGGAAGAAGGUCUAAAAUAGAAGAUACAAUCAACUUGCCAUUUCCCACCUUCAACGCCUCGGAGCUCAUCAGGCAGUUUGGGCAGCAUGGUUUCACUGCCCAAGAAAUGGUUGCUUUGUCUGGAGCACAUACUCUGGGGGUGGCGAGGUGUGCAACCUUCAAAAACAGAUUGAGCAGUAGCGAUCCGACAAUGGAUUCAGAGUUCGCAAAGACAUUGUCAAAAACUUGUCGUGGUGGAGACAAUGCAGAGCAACCAUUUGACCCCACAAGCAACACAUUCGACAAUCUUUACUUUAGUACUCUCCAAAGGAAAUCUGGGCUUCUUUUCUCUGACCAAACCCUAUUCACUAGUCCCAGAACUAGAGCUAUUGUGAAUGGUUAUGCUUUUAAUGAAGCCAUGUUCUUCUUUGAUUUCCAGCAGGCAAUGGUCAAAAUGGGCUUGCUUGAUGUUAAGGACGGAUCCAAAGGUGAAGUUCGAGAAAAUUGCCGCAAAAUUAACUGAAAUAUUAAUUUGACAAGAACUGAAACUUGCAUGUACUGUCAUACUGUUCAGCUCUUGAUUAUUGUAUCACUGGAUAAAUAUAUUUAUUUUAAAAUGAAUGUAUAUGUACAAGCUUGUGGUUGAGAUUCAAUAGGAAUUAUAUCGAAUAAUGUUUUCAUUCA